Molecule: messenger RNA, 1224 nt
Organism: Ostrinia furnacalis (Asian corn borer)
Lineage: Eukaryota; Metazoa; Arthropoda; Insecta; Lepidoptera; Crambidae
Product: probable cationic amino acid transporter
Exons: 9
Coding region: 124-1224 (366 amino acids)
Biological process (GO): transmembrane transport; amino acid transport
Cellular component (GO): plasma membrane
Molecular function (GO): amino acid transmembrane transporter activity
Source: RefSeq, a predicted model, not a curated record
UGCCACGCUCGCGUCGCGAACUCCACACAGUUUACUCACAACCGCGCCGGUCGGCUGUGCAACUUUUCUGUUGCCAGCUGCGUCGAUGUAGGUCGUGUGCGGAGGUCUACUAGCGCUUCCGCGAUGCAGGGCGCGUUCGAAAGGCUACAGCGAGUGGACUGGGGCGCCGUGAGGCGUGAUACCCACAACCUCUUCACCAAGCUCAUAAGAACCCGGGACCCGAAGGACUCUGAGUCCACGGAGAUCACCCUUCCCGGGAGGCAGCGUCUAUCGCGAUGCCUGACCACCAACGACUUGACAUCGCUGGGCGUGGGCUCAUGCGUGGGCACCGGCAUGUACCUGGUGGCUGGCAUGGUGGCUAGGAAGUUCGCUGGUCCGGCUGUCAUCUUUAGCUUCAUCAUCGCUGCUUUGGCCAGCAUCUUUUCCGGCGCAUGCUACGCCGAGUUCGGCGUUCGAGUCCCAAACACGACGGGCUCGGCAUACAUGUACUCUUACGUCACCGUCGGCGAGUUCGUCGCUUUCGUCAUCGGAUGGAAUAUGGUUCUGGAAUAUCUGAUUGGAACGAGUGCUUGCGCUCGCGCAUUGAGCGCUUGUUUCGACUCUCUGGUCGACGGCGCCAUUGCUCGCGAAUUCGCAUCGGCUGUUGGCACUGUUUAUGGCAAGCCUCCGGACUUCAUCGCGUUCGCUAUCACCCUGAUGAUGAUGAUGGUGCUCGUCGCUGGCGUGAGGAAGUCGAUCUUCUUCACCAAUGUGCUGAACGCCAUCAACUUGAGCGUCUGGGUGUUCAUCGUCACGGCUGGGGCCUUCUACAUCGAACCUAAGAACUGGAUGAAGAAAGGAUUCUUGCCGUAUGGAUGGAGUGGGGUGUUCAGCGGCGCCGCGACCUGUUUCUACGCCUUCAUUGGUUUCGACAUCAUCGCGACCACCGGCGAGGAGGCCAACAACCCCAAGCGCUCCAUCCCACUGGCCAUCGUGCUGAGUCUCGGCAUCAUCCUCUUGGCCUACGUCAGCACCUCCUUCAUCUUGACACUUGUUGUUCCCUUCGACGAGAUCGACCCCGACUCUGGCCUGGUGCAGAUGUUUGGAUACGUGCACGCACCCACGUGCAAGUACAUAGUCGCGCUCGGCGCCCUGGCCGGCCUCACCGUGUCCAUGUUCGGAUCCAUGUUCCCCAUGCCCCGUGUGGUGUACGCCAUGGCCUCUGACGGACUGAUCUUCAAGUAA